AUGCCGGUGGUGGAUGUGUAUGGUGUGGAGCAGUUUAGGGAACUCGUGAAUGACAAUGCGCUGACCGUUGCGUGGUUCAGCGCUGUGUGGUGCGGCCCCUGUAAGACGAUUGAGCAAAAGAUGGAAAAGCUUACAUACGACUUCCCAACAGUGAGGUUUGCAAAGGUGGACGCAGACACCAACUCUGAGAUCGUAUCGAAGUGCAAAGUGCUGCAACUCCCGACCUUUAUGCUUGCGCGGGGAGGGAAGAUGCUCGACUACGUCAUUGGAGCAAACCUGGACACCCUGAAGCAGAAAAUACGGGAGAAUAUUAACCCCAAGUGA
This is a messenger RNA of Trypanosoma grayi, 324 nucleotides long. Its product is annotated as thioredoxin. Lineage: Eukaryota; Euglenozoa; Kinetoplastea; Trypanosomatida; Trypanosomatidae. Bases 1 to 324 code for a protein of 107 amino acids. The record is from RefSeq and is a predicted model, not a curated record. The transcript has a single exon.